CCGCGCAUGCGCUUAGUGAUCCAAUAACCCACUAGCAUAUUAGCCCAGCAGAAUGGAAGCAGCGGCCGUGUUUCUGGAUUUAUUACGCUGAGAGACUGAUAGUUACUGACCUGCAUCAGGUCUGAAAUGGGGAAAGGCUGUAAAGUGGUGGUGUGCGGCCAGGCAGCGGUCGGGAAGACUGCCAUCCUGGAGCAGCUGCUGUACGGAAACCACACAGUGGGCUCGGAGUCCAGCGGGACGCAGGAGGACGUGUACGUGGCGUCGGUGGAGACGGACCGCGGCGUGCGGGAGCAGCUGAGGCUGUACGACACGCGGGGCCUGCAGGACGGCCUGGAGCUGCCCCGGCACUACCUGUCGGUGGCGGACGGCUUCGUGCUGGUCUACAGCGUGGACAGCCUGGAGUCCUUCCGCCGCGUGGACACGCUCAAGAAGGAGAUCGACCGGUCCCGGGACAAGAAGGAGGUGGCGCUGGUGGUCCUGGGGAACAAGAGCGACCUGCGGGAGCGCCGGCAGGUGGAGGCGGAGGCGGCGCAGCAGUGGGCGCGCGGCGAGAAGGUGAAGCUGUGGGAGGUGAGCGUCACCGAGCGCGCCUCGCUCAUCGAGCCCUUCACGCAGCUCACCAGCCGCCUCACGCAGCCGCAGAGCAAAUCCAGCUUCCCCCUGCCCGGGCGCAAGAGCAAGGGCGCGGCGGGCAACGACGUCUGAGGCCCCGCCUGGCUGUCCGGCGCCCGUCUCUUUAAGAACAGGCCCCUCCCACACACCAUAACGGCGCUCUUCACCGUACUAUCCAGACUAUAAGUCACACUGUGGGAUAAAUUCGAAACUAAACAGAAGAUUUCUGUGAAGAUUAAAAGCUCUAAGUUUAAAAUGAGAAAGAAGGAUGUGAAGAUUUCCAUCAGUGGAAAUGAAAAGAUCUCGUGACUUAUAUUCUGGGAUUUACGGUAAAAAGAAUUAACACCAACAAACCUUUAAAUCAGUUAAAGUGGAAAAGUCCAAAUAUUGUCCCAGCCUGUGUCGCGCUGGUCCGACGAAAUCUCACUGAACGUUAAUGAACGAUGCACUUUCUUUACAAUUUAACAAAGGUUUUAUUUUGUUUUGUUUUGUUUCGCGCAGCUCAGAAGUGGUAAAUUGCAAAAUUCCCAUUUGAAGGUGGGAAUGUUCCCAACAUUUCAGGAAGUUUGGAUGUUUUCCUCCUGCACUUUCUCUUUCUUAGUAAAACUGAAGUUUUGGGAAUUUCUCACUUCAGAUGGAUUUUUUCCCAGUUUGUCUUGAAUGCACCAUGAUUGUCUUUUUAUUUUUAUUUUUCUUCUUUAUUCUUGUUGAAGCAGCAGAAAUCCAGAUUUCCUUUAAAAUCUAUUAUCAGCUAAGUUUCAGAUCAGCUGUGUCAAACAUAAGGCCCGUGGCCCUGAUCUGGUCCACAGGGUGAAAGUAUUGAGGAGAUCCUCAGUUAUUUAUAUGAAAAUGGUUAAAAUGAUUAGUUUAUAGAACAUUUGAAGAUGAAAUCUUGUGAUUUAAGCUGAAUAAAAAUCGAACUUUAGAUUCAUGGUGGUGGGAAAACAUACAUGAUUUGGUUUUGAGACAUUUCACAAAGAUUUAAGUUAUACGUGUGUGUUUUUUUUUUAAUUUUCUGAAAAGAUAUUACUGUAUUUUCUGGACUAAAAGUCCUGUUUAUGGGUUUUUGUUUGUUUUUUUUUUUUUUUGCUACCAUGCAGAGACAUCUCGUGAUCAAAGAUCAGAUGUAUUGAUAUUUAAUAACUUCAAAAGUAAUAUAGUCUAGAAAAUACGGUAAAUUAAAUGUCACUUCUUUCACAACAUUUCAAAUUCAGUAAAAAUGUGUACUUAAGCGUUUCUGCGGGAAACAUGGAGGGUAAACUCAUAACUGGAACGCUAACGUGCCUCUUUUUCUUUACUGUUGGCUUCAAGCUAAGGUAUAAUGUGGAUUUAUAUUUAACUGCAUGUUUCUCAUCCUGGAACAAUGUUGAAAUAAUUCAGAUUGUAGCUAAUUUUCUGUCAUUUUGGAGAUGCUAACGUCAAAGAACGGUUGGAAAAAAGCAGUCCAUGUAAAUUUCUUGAUAAAUCGGCACCAUAUUGUAGCAUUUCAUUAGAAGUUUAAUGCAAAACUGUGACGUUUCUUCGUGAGCUGGAACAUUUUCACGCGAGUUCUUGUGACGACUUCCUGGUUUAGUCGUUUCGUCGUAGCGUAGCGGCCAGAUAGCUUCAAGCGGGGGUCUGAAAAUCAAACACAGGCGUCUCAAAUGUUCCCUUAACGUCCUGCGGCAAUAAUCAUUUCUCACGGUACUUCUGCCUUUGUGUGUCGUCGAGCUAGCCGCUAGCGAAAGCCGCGCGCGCGUGUCGCUAACGGUAGCCGCCGUGGGCGUCUGAGAGGAAGAUAUUUAUUUUGUAACUAAUUUAUUUUUGUCACUUUAAUGAGCCACAUUCCUCUGUGGGGACGGGGUGAAGGACCUCCGGCGCUAGCCCGCCAUGCUAGCCCGCUGUGAUGCUAGCCCGCCGUAGCACUAGCGUGUCAAAGAAGUCUUAAAAUGCACUGAAUGAAAUAAAG
Messenger RNA from Salarias fasciatus (jewelled blenny), 2560 nucleotides. RefSeq names its product NFKB inhibitor interacting Ras-like 1 (gene nkiras1). Gene Ontology annotation, molecular function: GTPase activating protein binding; GTP binding; GTPase activity. The record is from RefSeq and is a predicted model, not a curated record. Gene Ontology annotation, biological process: Ral protein signal transduction; negative regulation of canonical NF-kappaB signal transduction. The transcript has 4 exons. Bases 127 to 705 code for a protein of 192 amino acids. NCBI's taxonomy places the organism in Eukaryota, Metazoa, Chordata, Actinopteri, Blenniiformes, Blenniidae.